AAUUGCGGCUUUUCGCGAGUACGAGUGAGCACGUGGGUAAGCACUCUGGGUAAUCAAUACUCUCUACAAGCAGGUGCAUUAUGAAUAUGCGGACUUUCCCGAUCGAGUGACGUGAGCGCUCUCUCUUCUAGUUAUACUCUUAGGCAACAUAAUCUCUCCAGUAUUAUAUCGACAGUCCAGCCAAGCCAAGCCAAGGUCCGACAAGUAAAAUGCCUUCUUUUCGAAAACCUGAUUGUGGUCACACAACAUUAAAGGUGCUUGUGGUGAUUUACAACAUCUUCUUUUGGCUUGUGGGAACCACGUUACUGGCCGUUGGAAUCUAUGCUGAGAUUGAGAAGCGGAAUUACGAAGCUGUGAGCGAUGUCCUCCUUAACCCUGCAAUCGUUCUCCUUGUCAUCGGCUGCUUCAUGUUUGUCCUUACAUUCAUAGGAGGUGUGGGGGCGCUUCGAGAGAACAUCACACUUCUUAAAAUUUUUGGAUGGACCAUCUCCAUUGUCUUCCUGCUUCAAUUGAUUGCAGCAAUCCUUGCUAUUGUAUUUAAAACAAAGGCAAAAGAAUUGGUGAGUUCUGGAUUCAGCAGUGCUUUAGAAAACUACUACGAUGAUCCUGAUAUCCACUUUGCCGUCGAUACUGUCCAACAGAAGCUGGAGUGCUGCGGAGGAUUUGACUUCAACGACUGGGAAAACAAUAUGUACUUUGCUUGCCAAGGUCGAGCAAGCUGUGGGGUGCCGUUCUCUUGCUGCGUGACAACAAAGGAAGACACGGUUGUGAACACGCAAUGUGGAGUGGACGUCCGUCGUGGAGAUCCCCAGCCCUACGCAGUCGAUCAUUUGAUUUACGUGAGGGGGUGCACCGAUGCCUUGCUAGUCUGGUUUCAAGACCACCUUGAUAUAUUUAUAGGACUGACGUUGGGAGUGUGUCUGCCCCAGCUUAUCGGCUGCCUUCUGACGUGGCUCUUCAUCGGGAAGAUCAGGGAGGCUCAAGAUCAGUAUGACUAUCAUCAAGCGCCAACCUCCUCGGAUAAAAAUUAAGAACGAUCCGAAAUACAGUUCAUACCAAGUUAUAGCAGUAUUCAUUGGCACAGACUAGAGUUGCUGCCACAAUCUCCCGCUGAUGGCAAUGAUUAAAGGGGCUUAAACGUUUGGUAAGGUAUCCUACUGGUUAUUUUUUUUCAUGAAUCCUAAUUUCAAGUUUAUAGUAUAAUAUGUGUUGUAUUUCAAAGUGUCAUGCUAAGAUAGUAACAUGGGUUACAAUCUUACCUGAAAAAAGAGCCUGAAACAGACUUAAAAGCCUUCACAUGAUGUUUUAUAUACAUUUA
This is a messenger RNA of Lytechinus variegatus (green sea urchin), 1318 nucleotides long. Its product is annotated as tetraspanin-15-like. Gene Ontology annotation, cellular component: membrane. Bases 210 to 1031 code for a protein of 273 amino acids. NCBI's taxonomy places the organism in Eukaryota, Metazoa, Echinodermata, Echinoidea, Temnopleuroida, Toxopneustidae. The record is from RefSeq and is a predicted model, not a curated record. The transcript has 7 exons.